This is a messenger RNA of Microbotryum saponariae, 1462 nucleotides long. Lineage: Eukaryota; Fungi; Basidiomycota; Microbotryomycetes; Microbotryales; Microbotryaceae. The record is from the annotation of a GenBank genome assembly.
AUGACCCGACCCCUAGCCGCUCCAGUGGCGCACUCACAGACCGCACUAGCCUUACUUCAAGAGUCGCUGCACACGCCUCGGUACUCGUGUGCAUGCUCGGCGAUCGAUGAUCUCGUCUCGCCCGCUCCGACGUCAGCCAACCCCGCCGCGGCCGUCGCCUUCGUAACCGGAGCAGCUGGCGAUUCUUCUGCGACAACAUUUACAUCGACAGGAUUGGUACAAGCAUCGGUGUUGGAGCUGGUUGGACCUCCCGGAUCGGGCAAGACGAGGACCGCGCUAGGCUAUGCACUGCAUACGAGGUUCAACGCGAUCGCAGCUUCGAGGGACGACGACGACGACGACGACGACGACGACGACGACGACGAAGACGACGAAUCGACUUCAUCAACGGGCGAGGAAGUUUUGCUUGUGGGUAAGAGUGUUCCUACUUGGUAGAACUUUUCCAACCUCGAGGUUCUCACACUAAUCUUUGGGGAACGAUCAUAUUCUUCCAGACGCCGAAGGAUCUCUUCUGCCUUCAUUGAUCCACAAAACGGCAACACUAUUUGCCCAACAUACAGGAGGUGAGUCACUAAAACGCUCCGAGAACAGGAUAUUCCUGAAUGGAAAGUUUACCUCCUCCAACAGGUGAUGCAAGCGACGUCCAAGCCGCGCUCGACGGACUGCACUACCAACGGAUCACCGACGUCUCGCUCCUGAUCGCAUUGCUAUAUUCGUUACCGGCAUGGCUCGAAAAGCACCCCAAGGUCAGUGAAGUUCCACUAGCCUAAGCUUUUGAGUAGGAAUUCUCCUGACUCAACCUCCGCUUCGCCCCCGCGUGUCCUCUCAAACCCUACGUCUCACCCGCUUCGCAGGUCACACUCCUAAUACUCGACUCGCUGACCUCGCACCUGCGACCGACCUCCCUCACCCCUCAAACCCGAACCUACAUCCUCGCCCAGUUGCACUCCCUCAUACACCGCCUAACGUUCCAGCACAAACUCACCAUAAUACUCACCUCCGCCUUGGCACUCAAGCUUUUCGACCCGAAUGGUGAACCGACCACAUUCGGGGGUCGAACAAGGAUGCUGAGGCUUUGCUGAUCCCUCAACUGGGGGAAAGUUGGAUCCCCGUCAAUGAAGGGGUGCAGUUCUAUAGGAUCGUGUUGUACUUUGAUUUGGAGGGAGAAAGGUGGAUGAAAGAAUCUUUUCCCUGUCUGACAUGCGGUUCGCACAGGACUGAUCUUGUUUCUUUCGACGGAUUUCAGAUUGACAAAACUCUUGGCCGCGCCUGGACCGACACGGCGGACGAAAGGAGAGUUCACUAUGGAUGUCAGUGCUUCCUCUCUCGCACAAUCGACAGCUUCACAUUCUCGAAAAAAUGCUCAUCCCACUCUCUUCACAUUGAAAAGGCCCUUGGUCCCUGCGACCACCCAACAUCGACAGCGUUCGACGACGUCGCUUCUCAAAACUCACAGAUAUGA